Molecule: messenger RNA, 1518 nt
Organism: Uloborus diversus
Lineage: Eukaryota; Metazoa; Arthropoda; Arachnida; Araneae; Uloboridae
Product: probable cytochrome P450 301a1, mitochondrial
Exons: 9
Coding region: 189-1451 (420 amino acids)
Molecular function (GO): monooxygenase activity; heme binding; oxidoreductase activity, acting on paired donors, with incorporation or reduction of molecular oxygen
Source: RefSeq, a predicted model, not a curated record
ACAGUCUACGAAAACAUAUAGAACUUGCAGUAAUUUUUUCAUGGCCUAUUGCAGAAGUUCUUACCCUGGAGGGCGUAGACGAACUUCAAGAGAAGGGACGCUACGAUUUAUUAAAAAAUCACUUGGCUAUUCGUCAUAAGCAUAAAUUGUACGGCGAUGUGCUGCGAGAGAAGUUCGGACCUUUGAAUAUGGUGAUCACUCGCCGAGCUGAAGACAUGGAAACCAUCGCCAGGAACGAAGGAGUUUACCCGCAAAGAGGAGAAUUUUCCUCAAUAAAGGCAUACAGGACAUCUAGGAAACAGUGGUACAAGUCUACUGGCCUCUUGGUUUUAGAAGGAAAAGAAUGGCAUGAUCUCAGAUCGAAAACACAAAAACAUCUCCUGAAACCGAGAGCGGUGGAAGCCUAUUUACUGCCGAUGCAAGAAGUAGCACGAGAUUUCACAGAAAGGAUAAAGAUACGUAAAGAUGCGAAUGAAGAAGUUCCAGAAUUCCUAGAAGAUCUUUACAAAUGGGCCCUAGAGUCUGUAGCGUAUGUCGGGUUGGAUACAAGACUCGGCUGCUUGGAUUUGAACGCAAAACCAGAUUCUGAUGGAAUGAAGAUGAUUAAUGGAGUUCAAACUAUGUUUGAAAUGAUGACUAAACUGGAAGCUUUCCUUGGCAACAUUCAGUACUGGAAACUGUUCCGAACACCAUCUUACAGAAAAUUCGAGAAAGCUUCAGACUGCUAUUCUGAAAUUGCAUUCAAGUAUAUCCAUCUGGCUUCAGAACAGCUCAAAAAGCUCUCUAGCGAAGACAGAGAACCAACCCUGCUGCAAACGAUGCUCUUGACACCCGGACUGGAGAAAGAAGGAGCCACGGUUAUGGUAGCGGACAUGUUAUUGGGCGGAAUCGAUACGACGUCUCACACAGUUGGAUUCAUUUUAUAUGAGUUAGCCCGAAGUAUGGCGAAACAAGAUCUGCUACAUAAAGAAAUUGUGAAUUUAUUGCCAAGUAAAGACUGCAAAAUAACAUCGCAAAUUUUUACUGAACUCCGCUACCUCAAAGCAUGUAUAAAAGAAGGCCAUAGAUUGCAUCCAGUUAUACCUGUCACGGCUAGAGUAUUAGAUCGAGAAGUUGUGAUAUCAGGUUACCGAGUACCACCUAAGACAGUGAUUAUUGUAAAUACUCAAGAAAUUGGCUUGGACGAACGCUACUACCAACAUGCAGCAACAUUUCUUCCAGAAAGAUGGAUGGAUAAGGAUCACAAGCCAUAUCCUUUCGCUCACAUGCCAUUCGGGUUCGGACCUAGGAGUUGCAUUGGAAGAAGAUUAGCGGAACUUGAAAUAAUUUGCUUAUUGACAGAGAUCAUUCGAAACUUCAGAGUGGAAUAUCAUUAUGAGGACAUUGACAUAGUGAAAAGACUUGUCAACACUCCUGACAAACCUCUGAGAUUCAAAUUUAUUGAUCGAUAACACAUAUUUACUUUUUUACUUCUUAAAUAACAGAAAGUCUUUUGAUUUACCCCAGUCGUUCAACAUU